Histoplasma capsulatum G186AR is the source of this 1053-nucleotide messenger RNA. RefSeq lists its product as uncharacterized. Gene Ontology annotation, biological process: peptidyl-lysine dimethylation. The coding region runs from base 1 to 1053 and encodes 350 amino acids. Lineage: Eukaryota; Fungi; Ascomycota; Eurotiomycetes; Onygenales; Ajellomycetaceae. The record is from RefSeq and is a predicted model, not a curated record. The transcript is spliced from 3 exons. Gene Ontology annotation, molecular function: protein-lysine N-methyltransferase activity.
AUGCUCCCCGCUCGCGUUAAACCCCUGCACAGCCAUGACCUCCCCGCAACCACCGCUAUCUUGACCGUCGAAGAUGCCCAGACAUGCUCUCCCGCCUCCGCUGACGACGCUGAGGACAUUCUCACAAGCUUUCUCCCACACCUCUACCCCGACGAAGCGCCAUUGUGCCUCGGGGACCCAGGCAAAACGGUUCUGUAUACCUCAGGCGCGUGGGGCGAUGUGACCGUUAUGGUUCCUGGUUAUCCCAAGGGAAGUGAGGAGGAGGUGGUGGUGGAGGAGGAAAGACCCGAUAUGGAAGAAGGCGUUGAGGGAGGAAGACGACUCUUUGCGCAUUAUUUGUGGGGUGGUGGGCUAGUUGUUGCGGACGGGAUAGAGCGUGCGGUGAGGCAUCUGGCUGGAGAUGGUGCUGGCGAGGAGAAGGAUUUGCUCUGGAGUGUGAAGGGGGAAAAGGUUUUGGAGCUUGGUGCAGGUGCCGCCCUCCCGUCACUCAUAAGCGCUCUCGCCGGUGCCGCCCAAGUCACCAUAACAGACCACCCCUCAUCUCCCGCCCUCUACGGUACCAUCCAAGCAAACAUCGCCAAUAAUAUCCCCUUACACCUGCAGUCCAGGAUAUUCGUGCAAUCGCACGAAUGGGGCGUGUUAGGUUCUGAUGCAGUAUCUUCCCAGGAAAGCAGAACCCAGAACCCAGAGACACAGGCUGCUUCAAUAUCCGCUGUAGAGAACCAAGGGUCGUACACCCGGAUAAUUGCGGCGGAUUGUCUAUGGAUGAGAGAUCAACAUGAGAAUCUGAUACGGAGCCUAUUGUGGUUUCUUGCGCCACCAUCACCGCCUUCACCGCCUUCGUUGCCAGAUGGAGAUGGAAGCAAUGGAGCAGCUCGCGGAGGAGUAGCUUGGGUGGUUGCCGGAUUCCAUACUGGAAGGGAGAUUGUUGCAUCAUUCUUUGAGACGGCAGUGGCCAUGGGAUUGCUUGUGGAGCAGAUAUGGGAACGAGACGUCAAUGCCACCAGUGAGGAGGGAGUGGUUACGAGGGAGUGGAUGCCUCUAGUGCCUUGA